AUGUCGUCUCUAGCAAAGCUUCUCAGGACCGGUCCGCUCAACAUCCCCGCGGUGUUUAAUGACGCAUUUGACGCUCUCAUCUCGCGCCUCAUGCGGGAGUGGGAGAUCCCAGGCGUCUCUAUCGCUAUUGCUCCUUUGUCUGGUGCUGCACCUGUAUUCAAGGCAUACGGCCUAGCUCAUGGAGACGAAGCCAUAACGCCCAAGGCAAGCGAACGCUGGGUCCUCUUUACGACCCUCACACUCCUUCGGGUACUGAAGGAGCACAGUCUCGGCCCAGACACACCCGUCAGCGAUGUCCUCCCGAACUUCAAACUCGAGAGUGAGGUCGAUGGGGCCAAGGUGACGUUCGCGCAUUCAGUCGGACACGCUGCAGGGAUCGAGACGGCAGAUGUCAUGUACACUGAUUCGGCAGCUCAGGAGGAUAUGAUCCGAUAUCUCUCCACCCUCCCCUGCUCAGCCGCACCCGGUACUACUCCCUUCUACUCCAACUACAUGUUUGACGCCGCCGCGCUCGCUGUUGAGGCGCUUACGGGCCAGACCUUCGAGGUGGUGGUCAAGGAGAACGUCCUGGACCCUCUCGGGAUGGCAGAAACGAGCUUCACCGGCACCGCUGGGGAGGACGUCGCGAUGGGCCUCACACCUCGGCUGGACAAGGGGGAGUUGAAAGCAGGAAUGGGGAUAUCAGUUGGGGUGGGGCCGAACACAGGCCUUCAGUCCUUAGGCCAGAUGGGAAGGGGAUCGUACGGGCUGAUCAGUACCGCAGAGGAUAUGGCAAAAUGGACCGCCUCUCUCCUGUCCAACCCAUUCGUCAACGCCGCAUCCGCUCCGCGCCUCAACAUGACGGACAAAUGGCACCCAGGCGGAUCACUCCUCGAUGCGCCGCUCACGUACGGUAUGAGCCUAUUCCAGGGGUCCCACGCUGGGGUGGCCUUCCUGGAGGCGUAUGGAGCCACCGCGGGAUAUCGGACCAAUAUGGCCAUUAUCAGGGAGCUCGAUGUGGGUAUAGUCGUCAUGAGCAACUCGGAGGAAGCGCAUGAGCUCGGUGCGAUGAUCAAGUUCUUGGCGAUCAGGUCGCACCUGGGUAUGGAUAUUGACUCGGUGCUGCAAGCCAUGUCGACCGAGAUGGCGCAGCGACGCAAGGCAGAGUGCCCCAACCUCCCAGCCAUCACCGGUGUCACUCCAAAUCUCUCCCUGGGGACGUAUGUCGGUCCUGGACUCGGCCGAUGGCAUCUCACUUCCGCGUCGUUCGUCACUGAGCGGCCGGAAUGUGUGAACAUUCCUUAUCUUCCCUGGCUCUACGGCACCUGCAAGCCACUCCUCACCUUGACGGGCGAGGGAUCAUACGAGGGGUGUAUGCAAUGGACCAACAGGGCUGAUGGGAAGGUGUACUACGGCUGCCCAUUCAGUGCGAAGGAGGUGGACGGGGACAUCUGGAUCAGUGGAUUUAAUUGGGGGGACAAGGCGGAGUUGUGCGUGCUGCGCAAGAUCAAAGGAUGA
Messenger RNA from Dioszegia hungarica, 1497 nucleotides. RefSeq names its product beta-lactamase/transpeptidase-like protein. NCBI's taxonomy places the organism in Eukaryota, Fungi, Basidiomycota, Tremellomycetes, Tremellales, Bulleribasidiaceae. The transcript has 5 exons. The record is from RefSeq and is a predicted model, not a curated record. Bases 1 to 1497 code for a protein of 498 amino acids.